Molecule: messenger RNA, 2827 nt
Organism: Caenorhabditis auriculariae
Lineage: Eukaryota; Metazoa; Nematoda; Chromadorea; Rhabditida; Rhabditidae
Source: the annotation of a GenBank genome assembly
AUGACAGAAGAAGAAGCACCGACUAGCUACGAAAGAGGGAAGUUGCCAAAGACGAUAAUUGACAAAUGGGUCGCCAUGUCUUUCCGAGUCUUCACGUUGGUGGAACCUUUCUGCGAGACGGCCGAGAUUCUUUCAGAAGUUUGAUGAGCACCGACGAACCGCAAAUGAUGGUUAGCGUUCCCCAGCUCAUCUCCACCAUGGCCUUCCUUCUUGGGAACUGCGACUUUGACGUGAGAAAAUCUUUGUCAAAAAUAACAAUUAAUUGGAAGUGUUCAUUUAACUUCCAAUGAGAUGAAUGAAGGCCUGGAGGUGGCAAUGAAUGUGGCUUAGAUAAAGAAAUCGUGUAGCUUGUAUACCAUCUAAUUCAAGAGUUGAAACAAGGGGGAAGUUUUAAUUUACGGUUGGGAGUUUCCUGGGAAUUGGUCAGAACAUUUCUAAAUUCAACCAAAACUAGGUUCUGAAAGUAUCAACCUGCACAACUUUCUAGUUUUUGAGAAAUAGAGGCUCAAAGCCUCGAAACGGCCUAUUUUACAGGUUUUUGAGGUUUUUUUUCGACUUUGAGUCCUCAUUUCAUGAAAACCAAGAAGUUGUGCAGGUUGAGACUUUUAGAAUCUUCGUCUGGCAUCUCAAGGAGUUUUCUCGCCAAUUUUUGAGAAUUUCUCCACCACAAAGUGAAACGACUUUCCUUGUAAGAUUGAAAAGACAAAAACCUCCCCUCUCCGCUCUUUCAAACACUUCAGCAAGAGCUUUUCAACAAAUUACAAUCUUAACUUUUGUUUUACGGUUCCUUUCUGGCGCUUAGCGAAUAGAACUACUUACAGCGAACGAAAGGUCUCCGAGAUGAGUUCACAGACGCUUUCCACAAACCGAUAACGUGUAUUCAGGUACGCCGUCGUCGGAAUUACUUGGAAAGCCAAAACUUCCUUUGCAGACAAAGGAGCUGGUCGAGUCAACGUGCGAGUUCCUGAAGCGCUGGAACUAUUCGCUGAUGCUCAGUUCGCGGCCCGGUCAUGUUCUCAACGUCCAGCGGGCCAUGGUUCAUCCAGAAUUCACUAAAACCUACUCCUACCACACGAUGAAGGUGAUUGGAAGAUUAAAUCUUAAAAAAUUUUUUCCUUAGAAUCUGGGCCAAUUCGAAGUUGAAUUGAAUAUUUUCGAUGGCGUCCGGGAAGUCAACGAUUGGCUUGCGCGAUUCAUUAAAGUUGGUUCAUGUUCCUUUGCAAAGUGAAAUAAACAUUGAAGCCUUGAACUUCAGAUAAAAUUCCGAGAUCGGGGAUUUUUCCAACUUUGGCGCGACGAUUCCAUAGUAAGUCGAGGGCGUGCAUACACCAAGAAGAAGCAACAGUUCAUGAACGUUAGCAAAGAAAACGAUUAUCUUCCAAUGAAUUCCAAUUUCAGACAUUAAAGACUACGGUUGAGGAGGCGAAUGCCUCAGAUUCGACCUACGAAAUGAAAGUCCCUGUUCUUUGUUGGGCCAGCCACGCUAUUGUAAAUCUUUUUUUUUUCUUUUGCGGCAUUUCUUAAGAAAACUUUCAGGUUGCAAUCCCACCUGAUAUUAUCGACACGAAAAGAAUUUACUUCGUGAAUGACGUGGUUCAUCUCGAUGUAGAGAAAAAAAACUUUUAGUUGAACACUUUUUCAGGAAUGUUUGAAAAUGAAGACAUCUGGUGCCAAGAGACUCGAAGUUACCACGAGCGACAACGGUUUUUAUAAAUAAAGAUUUCAGUCUAAAGAGCUAUUCCAACAGAUUGGAAGACUUUUAUUGUUCCUACCGCCAGUAAUGGGCUUCUUUUACACUUCAUUUACGAUAUGGACGCUUGUAAACAGGUUAUUUUUUUCUUUAUUCUUUUUUUUCAUUCUUCUCCUUUUAACGCUUUGUACCGCUUGAGCGGCGUCGGCGCCCUAAGUCGAUUAGCCAAGGUAUCCUGAUAUCCUGAUAUCAGUGAUCACCAAUAGACGGCUGAGGAUUUUGAAGUCGCGGUUUUCCCAGUACCAGCAUUUUUAAACCCUUUUGUUCGGGUCGCGGUGGACUUGUGACCCUGUGGACCGUUGACAGACCCGCAACCUGUUUUCCUACGGCGCACCGCAACUUAUUCUUCAUACUCUUUACAUGCAUUUUAGGUGACACUCGAAAAACUUGAAAGAACUGCCCUGAAGUUUGGUGGAUCGUGUCCUACUCUCGUAUGCAAGACCUUUACCGAAGUAAAUUGAAUCCAAGAUACAAAACGGACUUCAAAUAUUCAGACAACACACGAAGAAAUUUACAUACCGACAUGGAACUUCGAGCAAAUGAACUCUUUGAACAUUGGUUCUCACUUCGCCGUGAGUUCGUAAUUGAAUGAAAACCGAAAUUCUAAAAAUUCAAGGCGUGCUUCGACAUGAACGCCAUCUUUUAUCUCGGCGGCUUCGGCGACCUGGCUCCAGAAGAUGCGUCCCCAUCUUGCGCCUCCCAGUCCGGCCAACUUUCCAAUAUACAACACUUCGACGUUUUGUCCAUACUGAACGCUCCCGAGUCUUCAGCCCACGGGUGAGUUCUCUUCUUCCGAAACUUUCUUUCACAUCUGUUUUCAGAGCCGGAGAACGAGAAACAAAGAAGGAUUCCCACGGAACGACGGCUCCGACGCAUGGGACGAGGAAGGAGUCGCCAGAACUGCACGUCGUCUCCGGAGAACAAACAGAAGUCGUUUCGUCGCCUUAUGUCAUCAUGUUGUGGGAUACUGUCAGUGCCACUCCUGUCUACUUCGCGAGGAUAAGUUCUACGACAAAAAAUCAGAGCAAGGAAGUCAAGGAACGCAAGAAAUUAAGAGAAAAAUGUAUCGUUAUGUGA